ACUUCAUCCGUGUAUCGUCGAGUUUUUUUCUUCUGUACAGUACUUAAGAACUGUAAAUAACGUAUACAAGAAACAUCGCUUUUCUCGAGAAUGUUUCUCUGCAAUCCGGUAGCAAAAUUCAGACAGACAAAGCACAGGCCGAUAAAAACUGAGCCCUCGCCGGCUAAAGAGCAGACCUCAGCAGGUGAUCACGACACCGAUGACAGCAAUUUGAUAUGCUUGUCGAGCGAUGACGAAGAGGUGGAGGUGGAGGAGGUGAAGGUGAAGAAGUACGAUAAAGAGCUGGAGAAUGAGGACGACGAUGUCACGUGGCUCGGUGACGAGAACAGUAACAUCAGAGAUGAGGCUGAUGCAAGCGAUGCUAGGAGUUGCACUAGCAGCAAUGACGGUGAUCCGAAUAACUCCAAAAAUCAAAAUAACAGCAGGGAAAAUAAUGCUAGCCUUGGUGAAUUGUUGCCAGCUUUAUCGUCGGGAGAAGCUUCAUUCGACACUGUCGAAGCUGUGAUCGAAGCGUUUGUAGAAAAUAAAAUACAACAACUGGCCAGUCCAAAGACUGACAAAAGUACGCAAACGUGUAAAAAUGAUUUUCCACAGCUAGAGUGCGAACAGUGUUAUGCUUGUGGCUCACUUCCUUCAGAGUAUGACGGACUGGAAGUGAGAAAAGUUGGUCCUUUUAAAUACAACCGUAACAACUCAAGAAGUAAUAUGUAUGAUGCUGGUUGCUCUUUGCCAAAUCAAGAAAACAUCGAUGAUUCGUCAAAUGUGCAUAAUAAAAGGUCAUUUAUUCAAAGGACAACGAAUACAAGUAUGUACGUACGUCAGCAACCGUACCAAACGCCUAACAACAACCCCAAUAGUUUCGCUAAUAAAUUUGCUGGUAACAAGGAAGUUCAAAACUAUGUAAACUGGAGAGUGCGAUAUUUAAUGCGCCAAUACGAGUCGAGGAUUCUUUUUGGUUUCUCUAAAUUUAUGAAUUACGUGACUCAGAACCAUCAUCAUCACAAUAACUAUGAUUCACAAAACGCGAACAAUUUUAGAUCAGAUCAACAAAACUCAAACGGUUACAGAUAUACUCAACAAAGCAAUAAUGAGCUGAAUCAACGAAACUCUGUUGAUUAUUUACCUUUGCAACAAAAUAUGUGGGAUCCUAAUGCGAGAUUAAAUUAA
Molecule: messenger RNA, 1167 nt
Organism: Copidosoma floridanum
Lineage: Eukaryota; Metazoa; Arthropoda; Insecta; Hymenoptera; Encyrtidae
Source: RefSeq, a predicted model, not a curated record